This is a messenger RNA of Loa loa (African eye worm), 372 nucleotides long. RefSeq lists its product as hypothetical. Gene Ontology annotation, biological process: cell surface receptor protein tyrosine kinase signaling pathway; cell differentiation; innate immune response. The transcript is spliced from 4 exons. Gene Ontology annotation, molecular function: signaling receptor binding; non-membrane spanning protein tyrosine kinase activity; ATP binding. Bases 1 to 372 code for a protein of 123 amino acids. Gene Ontology annotation, cellular component: extrinsic component of cytoplasmic side of plasma membrane. NCBI's taxonomy places the organism in Eukaryota, Metazoa, Nematoda, Chromadorea, Rhabditida, Onchocercidae. The record is from RefSeq and is a predicted model, not a curated record.
AUGGAAAAAUUAUUGGGCAAAGGAGAGUUUGUUUCAGUGUUUGUUUGGGAAAUUAUUGCUGGACAGAUGAAACAAAAAAUUGCCGUCAAAAAGGUCAGACUUACAUCAAAACAAGAAUCGAAAAGUACUGAAACAAAAGUUUAUCAAGAAUUAAUGUAUGAAGCACGCUUAAUGCGUCUUUUUGACCACCUUAACAUGAUUAAAUGUUAUGGUAUUGUUGUGAUCAAACGUCCACUGUUGACGGCGGCUCACUUUAUGGCAAAAAUUUCUGAUUUCGGUUUGUCACGCAUUGAUAGUAAGUACAAAAUGAAAAAGGGUGAAAAAAUUCCGACCAAAUGGACAGCCCCGGAAACUGUUAACGUAGAAAAGUGA